GGCAGCUCUUCAUUUUGGGUCAGUCUCGCCAUGCACGGACCGGACUACUUAAAGGGAAGCGCCCUUCGGCUGGGGGCCUUAUUCGCCGUCAUCUCCUGCAAAGCGCCACAGCUUCCAGAUAAGCCGCUUGAUCGCACAGCCGGCCAUCCACAGAGCCCGCUGAGAAAAGAAGAGGAACUGCAACGAGAAGCCGCUUCCUCCUUCACGACACCUCGCCGCUUUUUAAUGCUCUAAUUACAGGAGGAAGGGAAAAGGAAAAGGGCUGCGCCACCUGGACCGGGCUGCGGGCAGAACGCAAAGCCAGAGGGGUCGAUUUGCGAACAGCAGGAGUUGGAGUGCAGGGAGCCAGCUUUUUAUCUGGAAGCCUUCCUUAAAUCGAAACCCAGAUCCUGGAUUGCAGCCCUGCUAGAGGCAAAACUCCGAAGGUCUGCUGCGGGGAGAAAUCCACCCGCCGGAUCGGCUCGAGAUGGAAAGCAAGGAAGGCGAACCUCGAGGCGUCCCAGAGGCUGACACACCGCAGGCAGGCGCAGUGAUGAUUCCAAAACUUCCUAGGCUGGAGUUCAGCCUCGCCUGCAGAGAACUCGCGGCGCCCGCCCGAGAGAGGAAACCCAACGCGGUCGUGUACGCGUCUGUGGUGAGCGAGCAGCAGAGGAGCGCAACGGCGUACUCCAGCACUGAAGUUGUGGAGGGAACAAGAGACCCUCUUUUCUUGACUGGCGUGUCAUUCCCCCCGGAUUACCCCAUUGGCGAGGAAACCCGACUGAAGCUGUCUGUCUACGAUGUCAGGGAGAAGUCACAGGAGACGAGGACGUUUCUGGGCUGUGCGACGUUCUCAGUAGACGACCUGGUGAAAUCCAAGGAGCAGCAGUUAACGCUUAGCCUCAGAAGCCCCGAUGGUACGAACACAGCGGGCACCAUAGUGGUGAACUGUCUGAAGAUGGGGGAGAUAGAGGAUGGAGAUGUCGAGCAAAUCUCCACAGAAGCCCAGGAACACAAGCACCCCUCGAUAUGCGGGUCGAUGUCACUUCAAGGAUUCAAGGACAGAGACGGUGGCCCCUUGAUGAACGCAGUUUUUAAAAACCCCGUGUGCAAAGUGUUCAGAUUUCAGACAGCAGAUGGCCAGUGGAUGUUUAUUCGGGAGCUGAUGGCAGAAUGCACUUUAUCCUUCAACAUCCCCAAGCAGCUGAUUAACCUCUUCAUACAGGAGGACAUGCAGAGGAUACAAGACCUGAAGGAGCUGGGGGAGCUCUCACCCCACUGGGAGAAUCUCCGCAAGGAAAUGUUGGGCCAGUACGGCCAGGUUAUCAGCUGCUACCAUGACAUCCUGACCGAACUGAACAAGAUAACAGGACCGAACUUUAAGCCAAGCUGCAGUAAAGGAGAGAAAUAUUUAGAAUUCAUCCCCAUUAAUCUUCACACUCAGAGGAUGAGAGUCCAGUGUCCCAGGACAAAAGAUGCAGCUUACGAUAUCAUCACCGUCGGAGCCCCUGCAGCACACUUUCAGGGAUUUAAAAAUGGAGGUCUGCAACGGCUGAUGGCGAGAUUUGAGUCCGACAAGAAAACCUUCAACACGACGUACCAGUGCAUCUACUACACCCCGGAGAACACCGCCAAGGCCAAGGAGGUGCUGAGCGACAUCGGCCUGCUGCAACCCCUCAUCUCCAGCCUGGCCGACCAGCUGCUCCAGAGUGCCGAGCAGCGCUGCUCAAGCCGUCUCACCGAGACGUUGAAGGCCAUGUCUGACAAAACAGAGCAGUUUGUACACGUGCUGAAAGAUGAACUGGUCAAGAACGCACUGCUGGCCCUCUACACCGCCCGACCUGGCUACGUCUCCAAAGGAAAUUCGCCCGUGUGCAACAAUGUCGGCGCAAAUCAGACCUCGCCCAAGGAGCGGUGCCAGUCAACGUUAAAGCGCCAAGACUCCAUCCCCCAGCAUUCAGAAUAUGAUGAUGAAGAAUGGGACCGGGUUUGGGUGAACGUGGCUCAGAGCUUAAACUGCAUCAUCGCCCUGGUAGACAGACUAAUGGAGCACGAGAAAAAGGAACAGGACUGUGAAUCAACUGACCCCCCACCAGAAGACUCUGUCGUCUCCCAUAAUAACGCCGACUGGCAUGAACAGCUGUACCCGCUGGUGGUCACCCUAAAGGAGUGCAUCCAAGAAGUUGUCGAGAGAGCCAAGAAGUCCAUGGCGUUUGUUCUUCUUCAGGAAUCUGCUUGCAACCUACCUCAAGGCCUCCUGCUCAAGCAGAGGAGGGACUUUGUCUUCAGCCAGGCGCUUUCUGCCUUGGCCUGUGGGUUCGUCAUGAAACUGUACGCCGGCCUGGACGACAAAGGCUUCUUGCAGCAGCUGCACACGGUCGGCAUCAUCGGGCAGUUUGAAAGUCUCCUCAGUACUUACAGUGAAGAGAUUGGAAUGCUGGAGGACAUGGUGGUUGGCAUUUCAGACUUGCGAAGGGUGACAUUUAGAAUCGCGGAAGCCAAAUCUGAUGAGCCCAACGAGCUGCAGCCAGUUGUCACCGGAAGGCGGGACCAUUACACCGUCCAAGUGCCGUUACCUCGAGAGGCUUUCGAGUCGUUACCUGAGGAGAUCAAGGAAGGCGGCCCCUUACACGUGCACCCGGUGCUCUUUAACGUGGGCAUCAAUCAGCAGCAGACACUCGCCGAGAGGUUUGGCGACAUCUCUCUGCAAGAAAAAAUUAAUCAAGAAAACUAUGAAAUUUUAAAAGAAUAUUACAGGUUAUUAAGUGAAAAGGUGCCAGCAGAAUGUUUACCACAGUUUCAUGUACAGACAGAAGUCAAAGAAUUACUUGAAACCCUUUAUCAGAAUAUUCACUUGAAGAAGAGGAAGAAUGUGGAGAUCCUAUGGCUGGCUGCAACGAUCUGCCGGAGGCUGAACGGGAUCCGCUUUACCAGCUGUAAAAGUGCCAAAGACAGAACGUCGAUGUCGGUGACGCUGGAGCAGUGCACCCUGCUGAGAGACGAGCACAACCUGCACCGGGACCACUUCAUCCGCGCCCUCGACUGCAUGCGCAGAGAAGGAUGCCGGAUUGAGAACGUGCAGAAGAACAUAAAAUGCAGAAAGUACGCCUUCAACAUGCUGCAGCUGAUGGCCUUCCCAAAGUACUACCGGCCCCCGGAGGGGACCUACGGCAAGGUGGACUCUUGAUGGGACGCCCGUUCUCCCAGAUGGCACUUUCCUUUUCUCUGCCUAGCAGGCGGGUAUAAAUGGACGUCAAGUGUUCGACACCCCAAGAGAGAGCCGGGGGGCAACCAGGGGUGAUUUACUUGAGGAAAAGGCAAACAGAGGGGGUCAUGUGAUGUUCGGCGUUGCCUUUUUGGUCUCCCUGUUUUUUUAUGAACAUUUUGUACAGUGCAAGUGUUGUUAUUUAAAACAGAAAUGUCAGCGGUGUGGUUGGCAUUUUGUGACGCUAACUGACAGAUCCAGGGCCUCUGCCACCUUGUGUGACAGUCCACGCCAUUAGUGCAUUGUGCCCAGCUGGACGUCUGCUUUAUCGGUGGCAUUGACGUUGUUAAACACCGGAGGACGUCUUAUAGUUCCUGAGUGAUGUUGUCACAAUGUCACAUCUUAGUGUGACUCAUGGUAACUGUUGAUAGACGGUUUAAAAGAAUUUCAAUAAGCUGUCCCCACUGAACGGUACACACCUUACAUAGCAUGGCGUUAGACAGUCGGCACAACGUUUUAGGAAUUAAGGUUCUGAUCCACCACGUCGUCACAUCCCAGUUUGACCCGUGAUCUCUUUCAUCCAGCCAUCCAUUCUCCAGCCCGCUAUAUCCUAACUACAGGGUCACGGGGCUCUGCUGGAGCCAAUCGCAGCCAACACGGGGCGCAAGGCAGGAAACAAACCCCCGGCAGGGCGCCAGCCCACCGCAAUGAUCUCUUUCAGCGGACUGUUAAAAUUCUUUCGAGGAUUUUUUUUUGUUGAACAUAUUUAACAUCUCCUUCCAAUGUGUUUACGGAAAUAAAAGAAAUUAAUAGAUUAACGACAGACAAUCCUUGGAUUGAGAAACAAUAAAAUUCAUGCCACGUUGUGUAUCAGGAGUGUGGAAUUUCAAGCCUCCUUAAUUUAGACGGAGCGAUCGGACAAUCCUGACCCGUGUCCAGGGAGCUUUUGCUGGUGCGUAACGUGUGUGUGUCGAGUGGUCACAUGGCACGCUGCUCAUAAUCCGUCACGUGUGAAUAAAAGAUGGCACCCACACGCUUGACUCUCAGGCAUGUCGAAGGAUUUUAUGUCCAAUCUCGACAUUUCGGUGCGUGUAGAUGUCGGUCCCACAGGUGCUCGUCUUAUGGAUCGACUAGAUCAGUGAUUGUGGAAGAGCUCUUCCCAUUCCAUGAAAUUCCGAUGUCGGCAUUGCAAUCGGCGAACAAGCGUCCUACCAAAAAUGGGCUUAGCAGAGUCGAUCUGAUCAAAUUUUGAUUCAAAAUGGCAAACAAAUCUGAAGACUACAUAGGAUGGCACAUCUUUUGAAAAAUUCAGGUUCCAAGAGAGAUGUCGAUUGUUUAAUCAAUCCACCGUGACAUACUUCACAAACCUUUAGUGGCUCAUCAUCAUUACAUACAUCGGUGACUCGUGACCCUCUGCAACUUAAAGUCGGCAAACCGACGCACAGCUUAACAAACUCUGGUUUAAGGAUAUCAAACAAUUCGCCGAUUAAUGACAGACCUCACCGCUGGAACGUUGAUACGAGACAUGGCUCGAUUUUGUUUCAUUCACACGGGUGUGCGCUUACAGGAAUUUUAAGCAUCAUUAGUUUAGAGAGAGCAGUCGGACAAUCCCGCUCCGUCAUCAAGGAGCUUUGGGUGCCAUACCGGUGGUGCGCGGUCACAUGGUUUGCGCUCAUAAACCCUGACGUACGAACAAAAGACGAUAAUCACACACUCGACUCUGAGGUGGACUCCGCCUGUCGAGGUUUUCGUGUGCCAGCGAGUGUGUAACCACGAGACGUGGAUCAAGGCUCGACAACUGUCAUGGCGUGAAAAACGGUUUUUACACUCCAUGCCCCAUAGGGUUCAUUGUGAAAUGCCAGGACUUGCUCUGUACAGUUUUUAAAUUUAUAAGAAAUGCUUAUAUUUACAACAAAAUGUUGCAUGUCAGACGCAUACAAGACGGUGUUUGUGAAGAAAUAACUUUGACUUGAAAAUUCCAAACUGAUCCCUGAACUCUUUUAGGGCGGAGUUUUGUUUUUUUCCCCCCCAGAGUUGAAUAUUUUUUCCCAAACACUCAAAACGACGAUUUCACACAACAAUCAAUCAAAAACAAUCAUGAAUGCCAAAUGUCACCGCGCUGGAUGUCAUCUGAGCCUCUACUGUAGUCCUGUGGACCCCCCGUCACUGCAGGUUUUGUUCCCACCCGUUUUCUCUUUUUCAAUGAAGUGAGCUCUUAUUGCCCAGUUUCUGUGUUUUGGAUCAAUGGUCGAAACUAAGUUUGGUAAAUUUGUAUUAAGAUGUACUAAGCACUUGUAUGGGAAAUGCACCCUUUACUUUUUAACAAUAUUUCCAUGCAGAAUCCCGUUGUUCUUUUCCGGUUAUUUUAAUCCAUGAUUUACUAAUUAGUGGGCCUGACGCUAAAGUAGUUGCAGCCUUCGAUCAUUCAGUGUGGUCUUCCCAGGGGUCUGCUCUUCUCCUUUUUAAUUGUUGUCAUUAGGAUACAACAAAAGAAGCAAACUACACAGAAAUGGGACAAAAUAAUAAAAAAAGGAGUUAAGCAAUUAGAGAUAUUGGAAAAAAUAGAAAUAUUUCUAAAUAUUUUAUACUGGCUGUGUAAGCCCGGGGUCCUACAAUCUUUUGAAAUCAUCAGAAAAUAAACUGAAAUGUCGAGAUGUCAGGUAAUUGAAAGGAACGACUUUGGGCGUCUCCUAGGAGAAUUCAUUUUGCCGAAGUGCUCGCCUCACUUGUGUUAUUAUCGGCUAAGCGACUUGGUCCGUCUUCGAGGGUUUCGUUUCACCGAUGGUAGCGACUAAGCGACUUUGUCCGCCUUCAAAGGUUUCGUUUCACCGAUGUUAGCGACUAAGCGACAUUGUCCGUCUUCGAAGGUUUCGUUUCACCGAUGUUAGCGACUAAGCGACUUUGUCCGCCUUUGAAGGUUUCGUUUCACCGAUGGUAGCGACUAAGCGACUUUGUCCGUUUUCGAAGGUUUCGUUUUGCUGAUGUCCUUGUCUUGCUUCUCUAUUAGCCGCUAAGCAAGUGACCUUCUCUUUGAAGGUUUCGUUUCACCGAUGUUAGUGACUAAGUGACUUUGUCUGUUUUCGAGGGUUUUGUUUCACCGAUGGUAGCGACUAAGUGACUUUGUCCGCCUUUGAAGGUUUCGUUUCACUGAUGGUAGCGACUUAAGUGACUUUGUCCGUUUUCGAAGGUUUUGUUUCACCGAUGGUAGCGACUAAGCGACUUUGUCCGUUUUCUAAGGUUUCGUUUUGCUGAUGUCCUUGUCUCGCUUCUCUAUUAGCCGCUAAGCAAGUGACCUUCUCUUUGGAGGUUUCGUUUCGCUGACGUGCUCGCCUCGGAGGUUGGAGCCCUUACCCCGACUCCACUUCUCACUUCCGGGCCAGACAGACAGACACACCCACUUCCAUGGGUAGACGUUUAUUUGUAAGAUAUGUAAAUAUCAAAUAUUGUGUUAUUCUGAAUGUAGAACAAAAAGUCCAGCUCGUUAAAUGAGAACAGUUAUUAUCACGGAUUGUGACUCUGGUUGGAACAAAAGCCUGCAGCCACAGAGGGUCCCCAGGACUGAGUUUGAGGACCCCCUGCUCAAGGUCCCAUCCAUAUCACCCCCCUGAGAUGUUGUAGGCUCGGCCUACCUGUUGGUCUCGUCAGACGUUAGCCGAAAGGCGACUCCAGGAAAGAGCAGCCUUAAGUGGUCCAGUGGCCAGUAAUCCAUCAAGACCACCAGCAAACCGUGCCAUCAUAUGAAGUCCGGUAGCCAGCUUGAUGUCUGGGUAUUCCUCCUGAAGCUCACUGGAGGCGCAUCAGCGCAGGUACCUCACUCCCCUGUGCGAUCGGCAGAUCACUCGCAUUAAAGUCCGACUCCGCGAUAACGCGUAAAACGUCACCCACGCAGUAUUAGGCUUCGCGUUGUUCUCUCAGCAGAUCCCGGUGUCGGUUUUGUUUUCUCUUCACUUCUCACGCACACUCGAGGCUUAAACGUCAAGUCGCCGAGUCUAACGUUCCUCCUGACAACGAGAGUCUACCUCUAACAUAAUGGCGAGUUUUGUCGGCGUUUACAGCUGAUUUUCACCCUCCUCUCCUGAAUAUCGACUUAUGUCAACGUCAGCCCUCAGGGUGUACGUGUCAGAGAACGACGACACCCGAGCCAAGAAGAGUCAAGAAACAUUUCUAACAAAUGAGCACAAGAUGGCGCUUUAGCAAUUAGUGUGGUUGGGACUUGGAUACAAGUAGGCGGGGCAAACUCCACCGAAAAUGGUGAAUUAAAAAUAAAACGGCGAAAAGGAAAUGUAUGAAAUUAACCCUUAAACCGCCACAUACUUGAGGGUUAAUGCACCCCCCCGGACGCCAAAUACUUUUUGCUGCACUUUUUAAGUAAACCUCAAAAUUCACAAAGAAAACGUGACAUUUUAACGAAACACGUUUAUGUUAUUCCUGCAAAGAGCCUCACAAUUACUGCGACGCUGGUCAUUUUACACCCUGCCAAUGAACUAUAAAACUACUGGAACAAUCUGUCAUGAUAUGGACAAGGGGCAAGUGACGCCACUGAUGAAAUUCACUGACUCGCCUGAACUGGUGGCACGUGAGCACACAGGGACUGGGAGGCUGCGGUGCUGCAGGGGGCGCCACUGGUCACGAGCCUGAUCAGCUCUGGCAUGCUGGCAAAUUUCACUGGGAAGCGACUAUAGUCGGUCAUGGCAAAAAUUCCUACCAUCGAUGACUAAGCGGGUACCCACACUGGCAGUUCGUUCCGUGCCCAAGUCCGUUUGUCUGCAUGUAUCCCCCAGCAGUCUCAUUCAUUUGACUAGUGGGAUCGCUCCGUGCCGGGCCAACUGUACCACCCUGUGCCCUGAACCAGUUAGAAGAGGUGGGGCCGACUCGGUCAGCAGCAGUCAGAGCCACACAAUAAGGGACAUCGUUUUGACAUGCGCGCUGUCACCGCGUGUUCGGAUCUUGGUUUGGCUUUGCACGAAGUCGCACGGUGGGCCCAGGCUCAGAACGGCUCAGCGGCUGGCACAAUCAGGCUUGGGCACAAUAUGGAACAAACGGGCCUACUGGGAGUGCACCCUUAAAAAAAAGGAGGAGUCUGAUGAACUCGGUCAAGGAAGAAGUCGACCAAAGUCCACAUGGAGGUUCGAAGGCUGCAACUGUUUGUGAACGAUGACGACAGCAGCGACAGUGACGUCCCUCCACGUGGAUCAGCUGGUUUCCCACACUAGAGGGCAGCAGAGACUGAGAAAUGGACGGAGGCUCGCGCACCACAGGCGUCCCGUUACCGUCACAACAAAAACCUCCAGCCACCGUGGCCCCCCAGGACUGAAACUGUCCGCCACUGUGUUAGGGCGUUUGUCCCUUAGGGUGCGGCUCAAAUCACAGUGACACUUGAGUGGCCGUCACCGUAGCCCUGGUAUGACCGUCAUUGUCAGAGAUGAAGUCCUGAUGAACUUCACCGAGAAAGGAAAUUCAAUCCCAGCAACAGAACAGAGCAGAACUGGGAAACGGCCUUCCGUUUGUUAUUCAAAA
Molecule: messenger RNA, 8701 nt
Organism: Polypterus senegalus (gray bichir)
Lineage: Eukaryota; Metazoa; Chordata; Cladistia; Polypteriformes; Polypteridae
Gene: inpp4b
Product: inositol polyphosphate-4-phosphatase type II B
Exons: 23
Coding region: 467-3166 (899 amino acids)
Cellular component (GO): cytoplasm
Molecular function (GO): phosphatidylinositol-3,4-bisphosphate 4-phosphatase activity
Source: RefSeq, a predicted model, not a curated record